CUUCAUCCGGGACUUUUCCGCCAGAACACUCUCCAACAUGGCGGCGUCAGCUAAGAAGAAUAAGAAGAAGGGGAAGACCCUGACUCUCAAUGAUUUUCUUGCUGAUGAAACUGGUGGCAAUGCACCUCCCAGUUUCCCCACCACAAAGGCCACCAGCUGGGCCGACGAGACUGAUGACUUGGAAGGAGAUGUUUCAACUUCCUGGCAUACUGUGGAGGACACGUAUCGAGCUCCUCCCAUUGAUCGUUCCAUCCUGCCAACUGCGCCCCGUGCAGCACGAGAGCCAAACGUCGACCGCUCUCGACUGCCCCGCAGCCCGCCUUACACCGCCUUCCUCGGUAACCUGCCCUACGACGUGAGUGAGGAAUCCAUCCGGGACUUCUUCAGAGGCCUUGCGAUCAGUGCAGUACGCUUGCCACGGGAGCCAAAUAACCCAGAGAGACUUAAGGGUUUUGGUUAUGCUGAAUUUGAUGAUAUUGAAUCACUUUUGCGUGCUCUCAGUCUAAAUGAAGAGAAUCUUGGCAACAGACGUAUCCGAGUGGAUAUCGCAGAUCAGUCCAAUGACAAAGAGCGGGACAGUGGAAUGAUGUCAGGCCGAGACAGGGAUAGAGAUCGUGGCCGUGGGAUGGACAGUGGUCCUGAUAAGACUGAUUCUGAUUGGAGGGCACGGCCAAGCUCAGACCAAGAUGAUGGCCCACGCAAAGAUGAUGGAUAUGGGGACAAGUCGCGUGACCGCUACGAGUCAGACAGGUUCAGAGAUGGUCCACGGCGUGAUGAUCGCUUCAGUGGUAGAGAUCGCUACGAUGACAGGGAUCGAAAAGAUCGUUAUGAUGACAGAGACCGAAGGGAUCGCUUCGAUGACAGAGGCAGCAGAGACUAUGAUCGUGGAGGUUUUGAUUCACGUGGUGGAGGACGUCGGGGAUUCAGCAGUGGCUUCAGACGGGACUAUGAGGACCGGCGAGAUGGAGAUCGCUUUGGAGAUAGGGAGGACAGGAGGGAUGAAGGCAGAGAAGAGAGGGGUCCUCCACAGAGGCCCAAGUUAAAUCUGAAGCCACGGAGCAUCCCGAAAGAAGAGGAGCAGAGUGGAAGCGUGUCCCCCCAGAGCAACCCGACAAAUACCAGCAGGGCCUCCUCUAUAUUUGGAGCAGCCAAGCCUGUGGACACAGCUGCUAAAGAAAGAGAGGUGGAGGAGAGGCUGAAGAAAGAACAAGAACGCCUCCAGAGACAACUGGAGGAGGACAAGAACAGGCCCUCAGAGAGACGGCCACGAGACAGAGACCCGAGUUGGAGAAGUGAAGAGCCACCUAAAGAGCGCCAACACACAGGAAGUGAAUCUUCACAUCCUAAAGGAUCUAGGUGUCGAGAUGAUGAACAUUCAGAGAAUGAAGUCUUCAGUGGCCAGGAGAGCGAGCCGAUCUCUCCCACAUCUCCAUCCCCUACUUCCAAUCAGGGAAGUCUCCCACUGAAGGUAAUGCCAGCUCCUCCGCCUAAAGAAAACGCCUGGGCCAAACGCAGCUUGGGGGGUGGAGCUAAUGAGAAGGAAGCACCACCCUCGGCAAAUGCACCUAUCAACAAAAGUGCUCCUAGACCCAACAGGUCAGCGGAUGAGAGAGAAUCAGGCAAGGAUGAAAACCGGGUUGAUGGUGUUAGAAAGGAUAAAGUUUUGCCUGCAGGAAGAGGAGGGGGUGGAGGAGUUGGGAGAGGAGGAGGAAGCGUAGAAGGAGUAGGCAAAGGACGAGGAGUUGACUGUCCAAAUAAAGAGAAACGGAGAGAGCCUUCAGACAGGAAGGAGGUCAAGCGGGACAAAGAUCCCAGAAUAGCCUCUGAACCAAAGAAGUAUGAAGAGAGUGCUCCUCCUAAGUUCAGCUCUGCAAGCAAGUACGCUGCCCUGCUAAUGGACGGAGACCAGGGAGAAGAAGGUGAUGGAGAGGAAUGAACAAUUAGGAAGGAUCAACUACUACAGAAACACACAACAGGAGAAAAUGAGCAUGAUCAAAUUAGAGUUCCCUCAUGCUGAAAGAAUGGCCACAAUGCUGUUUCUGUCACAUUUAUGGAAAUUUAUAAAGGUAUUCCUGAAACUGGCCCAUUUUAAUAAAAAAAAUAAAUAAAAUAAAAACAAAUCAGUGCAGUGAGUAGAUGAAUGCAUUCACACGUGUAGACAUUUAAAAAUCAUUGUUAAUUUGAAAGUCAUUGUUAUAAAUAAAAAAGUAUGUAAGAUACUGUAA
Danio rerio (zebrafish) is the source of this 2225-nucleotide messenger RNA. The record is from RefSeq and is a predicted model, not a curated record. NCBI's taxonomy places the organism in Eukaryota, Metazoa, Chordata, Actinopteri, Cypriniformes, Danionidae.